Messenger RNA from Trichoderma aggressivum f. europaeum, 633 nucleotides. RefSeq lists its product as uncharacterized. Gene Ontology annotation, molecular function: ATP binding; adenylylsulfate kinase activity. The transcript is spliced from 2 exons. The record is from RefSeq and is a predicted model, not a curated record. The coding region runs from base 1 to 633 and encodes 210 amino acids. Gene Ontology annotation, biological process: sulfate assimilation. Lineage: Eukaryota; Fungi; Ascomycota; Sordariomycetes; Hypocreales; Hypocreaceae.
AUGGCCACCAACAUCACCUGGCAUCCCUCCCUCUCCCGCCGCGAGCGCAACCAGCUCCGCAACCAGCGCGGCCUCACCAUCUGGCUGACGGGCCUCUCCGCCUCGGGCAAGUCCACCGUCGCCACCGCCCUCGAGCAGCACCUCCUGCACCUAGGCCUGGCCGCCUACCGCCUCGACGGCGACAACGUGCGCUUCGGCCUCAACAAGGACCUGGGCUUCUCCGAGACGGACCGCAACGAGAACAUCCGCCGCAUCUCAGAGGUCGCCAAGCUCUUCGCCGACGCCUCCACCGUCGCCAUCACCUCCUUCAUCUCGCCCUACCGCGCCGACCGCGACCUCGCCCGCGACCUGCACGCAAAGACCAACCAGGACGGCGACGAGCCCAUCCCCUUUGUCGAGGUCUUUGUCGACGUGCCCCUCGAGGUGGCCGAGCAGCGCGACCCCAAGGGCCUCUACAAGAAGGCUCGUGCCGGCGAGAUCAAGGAGUUUACUGGCAUCUCGGCUCCUUACGAGGAGCCUGUCAACGCUGAGAUUACAAUCAAGACGCAUGAGAACACGGUUGAGGAGUGUGUUGCGCAAAUCACAAACUGGCUAAUUGCCAAGGGUUACGUCAAGAGCGAGGUCAAGAACUAG